This is a messenger RNA of Lytechinus variegatus (green sea urchin), 2847 nucleotides long. Its product is annotated as neural proliferation differentiation and control protein 1-like. Bases 335 to 1195 code for a protein of 286 amino acids. Lineage: Eukaryota; Metazoa; Echinodermata; Echinoidea; Temnopleuroida; Toxopneustidae. The record is from RefSeq and is a predicted model, not a curated record. Gene Ontology annotation, cellular component: membrane. The transcript is spliced from 9 exons.
UGCAUGCAAACGUACGUCCUCCAGAAGUGUAGGGUAUUCCACCGGCGACAGACGCAGUGUUUCCCAGGCAAUGCUCAUGUGUUGAAGCGGCUGCUCCUGCCUGUUAAUGGAUCGCCCAUCUUCUGUACAUGUAGUUCUUCAUGGCUUUUUUCAUCCGAUUCUAAUUUCUCUCUUUAAUCUCUUCUGAAUCCAUUCAAUUAUUAUACAACCAGAGCUUCAACCCAUGCCUUGAAUUUUGUAACCACCCAGCAGCUAUCUCUGACCAGUUUGGAAUAUAUUGGAUUAUUUCAUCUACUUUUUGAACAAUUAGAACAGUGUCUUAAUUACAGCUGCAAUGAUAAGCCUUCGUUUCAGUAUAUUAUGUAUAGCUAUAUCUCUAUACCUCUGUGUGGUAUACGCCAGAGCCAUUGAAGAUAAUGUGAUUAAAAAUAAUGAUGAAAAUGUUCAGAAGAUACUGGAUGUUAUAAAUAAAAGAGAUGAAGGUACUGAUGGUAUAGAAGUGGAUACAGGUAAUGGGCAGCCUCCUCCUCCCCCUCCCGCAGAUGGUCAGUCUCCUCCUGGAGCCAACCAGGAGACCGAGGCCGAUGUAGGAGCAGAAGGAAACCAGGCCGAUACAGCUGGUCAAGGAGAUAUAGGAGGAAGUCCUGAUGAUAAUGAAGAAACCUUCCCCAGCGAUGACUUCCAGGAAUCUAAUGCAGACGUUCAAGCACACCAGGCUGAAAACAAUGGCAGUGUUAUCUUGUUAGCAGAAUGGCAAUUCAUCUUGAUUGUUGUUGGCUGUGUUGCUGUAGCAAUCAUAGGUGUUGCCAUUGCCUUUAUCUGCUGGUACAAAAUUCAGACGACGUCCAAGGCCCAGAACGAAGCCGACUACCCUGCCUAUGGUGUUACUGGACCAGGGGCGCAGGUCACGCCCUCCAUGAAUAAUGGGGACAGAAAACUUGCCCAGAGUGCCCAGAUGUACCACUAUCAGCACCAGAAACAACAGAUGAUUGCCAUGGAAAAGCGUGAGAAGGGAGACGUUGCCCGUGAUGCCUCGGAUUACGAUUCAGAAGAAGAGAAUGAAGAUGGCGACUUGACCGUCUACGAAUGCCCUGGACUUGCUCCGACCGGAGAGAUGCAGGUGAAGAAUCCUCUGUUUGCGGAAGACGCUUACCCAAAGCAGGGAGGAGACCCUGAGGGAGAGGAGAAGCAGUAAUGAUCACAUUGCUGAGGAACUUCAGGACCCUAAUGAUUGCGACCGAUGUCAGAUCAAUCUCAACUAUGGCAAGCCAGCCAGCCAAUCGUCUGCAGCAGAUCGAUCUCUUGUUUUAGAACAUACACCCAUCCUUGCAUCAUUGGAUUGUGUGUGACGUGGACAGGGGCCAGUUGCAGAAAGAGUUGCAAUCAAUCACAACUCUAAAAAUCAUGCGCAGCUUGAUUUUCAACCAGUCAACAGCGUGCAUUUGGGACUUGCGAUUGAUUUUUGACUUGCUUUUAACCGUAAGUCUUUCUGCAACAGACCCCAGGACAUUUACCUUUGAGAUGAUAAAUCAUGGCUUCUUUGGCCUUCCUUGCUUGAGAUUGAACUGAAUCAAUCGCAACUCAUUUUGAAAGAGGGUCUUUAUACAUCAUUGCAGUGGCAUAGCUAGGCAAUAGAAUCAGGGAGGGAUUGGGGUGGGGCGAGGGGGGGUAAACCUGAGGGAUGGAGUGGUGGGUGUUCAUGACAUAAGAAAAAAAAUCCUUCCUGUUCCUCAGAAUCACCUUGUAAAGAAUCAAGGUUCCUCUGUCAAUUUAAGGUUUUUAUUGUUUAAAAGAAAAUGAACGAAAAAUCAAGAAAGCUACCGAUCACUAGCCAAGCACUUGCAUCCACUCCACAGUGUGCGCAAGAUGCUGAUUUUCAUAAAAUGCCGUUCAGUCAUAAUUUGACAAUGUGAACAAACAUGAUUGUUUGGGGUCUUGAGGGGACUUUCAUCUGCCCUUAGAUUAGAUAAAUAAAAUAUGAAAUGUUAAUUAUUUUAUUUUUGUAGUCAGAUGAGCUAUGGUAAGGUACCUUAUUAAAUGUCAAAGCUGCAUCUUUCCCCGCAGAAAUCCUGCAAGCGUCUUUUCAUUAGAAAUCAUCACAGUCUCCGCAGACAAAACAAUGGGGACUGGGGGAAAGCUGCCAUGAAAAGAUGCAUAGCAUCCUUAAAGCAGAAUUCCUGCUUAAAUAUGCUGCAGAGACUUCUAACAAUUUGCCUUACUGGAUAACAAAAUCUUCUAUUGGCCUGCAAUUUUUUUUUCCAUUUUGUUUCAAGGGACUGUUUUGGGCUCUUGACGUAAUUAUGCUGCGUAGUGUUGGUUUCUCCCAAUUUGUUCUGCUAUGCCACUGCAAGUCUCAGCAUUUGUAUUCAAGUUCCUUGUUACUGUUGUGGAAUCUCUGGGUUAUGUGCAAUUUUGUUUCCAAUUCCAUGCUCUGCGUUAAGCUGGGCUAAGAAAAUAUCACCAUAAUUUUUUUUAAUAUAAUUAUUUCCCUUUUUUGUGUACGAAGUACGAAGGAGAUACGUCAUACAUUUGAGUGAUUAAUACUGACAGAAUAUAUACACUGUAAUUGAGAUAUUGCUCUGGGGAUUAAUUUGAUGAAGUCUAAUUGUUUAAAGAAUAAUAUAGUUAAAAUUUGGUCCAUAUCUAUUGGGAUCGUAUUAUACUUAUCAUUAACAUUUAAUAUAAUCUUUUAUUCACUUAUGAUACUCGGUUAAAAUGGUUGUGUGUUCUGCAUCAAAAAGUUUUUGGUUAAAAAGUAUCAGGAUUAUUAUGUUUAACAGUGCAUAGCAAGCUGACUUCAUUUAUGUUUUUGGUAUCAUCAUGAAAGAAGUAUAUAUAUAUAUAUAU